AUGUCUUCCAAAUUAAGAGAAGUCCUGCAAGAAUGGGAGAGCCUGGAAAAAGAUUUCCAACAACUUCAGGAGACACAUCAACUUUAUAUGCAGAAACUGGAUGAAGUCUCCAAGCUCCAGAACAGCUUUACUACCUCUAUAACUCACCAGAGAAAGUGCUUAAAGGAUGUGUCUAAGUCUCUAAAGACAUGCAGUAAAGGAUUAACAGAAGAGGAAACAAAACAUGUGGAAGAAAUUAAGGGAUGUCUUCGGGAGAGACCUGCCAUUUUCCUUCAGAUGGAGGCCUUCCUUCCGAAGAAAAAUGGGUUAUAUCUCAGUCUUGUGCUUGGGAAUGUGAAUGUCAAUCUUCUAAGCAAGCAGUCAAAAAGUGCCUACAAAGACGAAUAUGAAACAUUUAAGUUAUAUGUGACUGUAAUCCUGCUCCUGCUGGGGUUCGUCUGUCAGUUUUUAGCCACCUACAGAUUCGUGGAUGCACUGCUGAACUUCCUCUUGGUCUGGUACUACUGCACUUUAACAAUUCGUGAGAGCAUCCUCAUCAGCAAUGGAUCCAGGAUUAAGGGCUGGUGGGUGUUCCAUCACUACAUCUCAGCCUUUCUAUCUGGGGUCAUGUUGACCUGGCCUGAUGGUGAGCUGUACCAGAUGUUCAGGAACCAAUUUCUUGCCUACUGCUUGUAUCAAAGCUUUGUGCAAUUCCUUCAGUACUACUAUCAAAGUGGAUGCCUUUAUAGACUGAAGGCUUUAGGGGAAAGACACAACCUGGAUUUGACAGUGGAAGGAUUUCAGUCAUGGAUGUGGCGAGGGCUGACCUUUCUGCUGCCCUUUCUAUUCUUUGGUCAUUUCUGGCAGCUUUUCAGUAGUAUCUCCCUCUUCAGAAUGGCUCGACUUCCUGAGUGUAAAGAGUGGCAGGUUUCCAUGUGUGGGAUUUGCUUCUUGAUUUUAUUUACAGGCAACUUCUUCACUACACUCGCAGUGGUGCAUCACAAGCUGAAAAACAAGAGCCAUGGAAAAAGCAAGAGUCCAUAA
Messenger RNA from Neoarius graeffei (lesser salmon catfish), 1023 nucleotides. RefSeq names its product transmembrane protein 120Ab (gene tmem120ab). The record is from RefSeq and is a predicted model, not a curated record. Gene Ontology annotation, cellular component: membrane. Bases 1 to 1023 code for a protein of 340 amino acids. Gene Ontology annotation, biological process: fat cell differentiation. The transcript is spliced from 12 exons. Lineage: Eukaryota; Metazoa; Chordata; Actinopteri; Siluriformes; Ariidae.